AUGCCCAACAAUCGCAAAAGCACGCUCAAGAAGAUCAACGGGCGGGAUGGUGUGCAUCCCGGCUCGCGCAAGGCCGCGCAGAUCAACCGCGUGCACCUCCGCAGCAUCAAGCUCAAGUCGCAGGCGCGUGAUCGCAAGGAUCUGAAGAUGGGGAAGCCAGUGUUCCGCCCGCAGUUCUUCAUGCACUCCCUUGAGAGCCCCGACGCGCUCACACUCCCGCAGCUGUGCGCGCUGAUCACGGACACGUUCAUUGCGCGGAACGACGAGCGGAUUGCGGAGCUCAAUGCUGAGCGCCGCCCGGGACGGCCGAAGGUCAAGGAGCUGCUUGAGCUUGAGGAGCUGCGGCGUGUCGAGAGCGCCGAGUGGGAGACCGGGUUCGAGGUGCCUAAUCUCACCGACGCGCGGGCAACAAAGCUCAUGUACGGGUGGGUUGAGUCUGGGACAAUCAUCAAGUCUGCGCACAUCGACCUCCUGCCUUGGAUCCGCAUUGCGAGGGCGACACCGGACGUGUUUGUGGUGAGCCGCAAGGGCAAGCUCGAUGGGAUGGGGUUGGGAGAC
Molecule: messenger RNA, 558 nt
Organism: Cutaneotrichosporon oleaginosum
Lineage: Eukaryota; Fungi; Basidiomycota; Tremellomycetes; Trichosporonales; Trichosporonaceae
Source: RefSeq, a predicted model, not a curated record